CGUUAACUUUCUGAGCCGGUUUGCAACAAGGAACAUUUGAUUUUGCUUUUUUUUCAAACAUGUUUACCCUUAAGACAGAAGCAAGUUACAGUAAAAAGUGCAAACAGUAAAUCAUUUUUCAGGUGAUAUUUGCACACGUGUAAAGAUGCAUGUGCUUGCGCGUGCACACGUGUGUCUCUCUAUUUCUCAAAUGUGUUACAUUGCUAAAGCUGUUCCGGGGAAAGUAACGAAGUGGUUACACGCUGGGCUAUAAAGAGAAAAAGGUGCGUGUGUUUGUGUAUGUGUGUGUGUGUAAACAAGUUUUGUUUUGCCGAUGAAGAACGUUGGCAUUACAUUUAAAUUGAAGAGAGAAGAGUGUCAUGUUUACUUAUUAAUCUUCCAAUUAUUAUUUUUUUUAAACAUGUUGUUAUUUAUUAUACUUAUAUUUUUUUUACACUUGCUUUGGGCCAUGUAAACAAAUGUCAGCUCCGGGCGUGGUUUGGAACGAGCGCAACGCGUGUCAUUCUUGCGGAGGAACGGCUGGCACGAGCCCUUAUCGGAAUGGGCGGGUGACGAGAAGUGGAGCUCGAGCACAAUCAGGAAAAAACCCGCUCGGACAAGACUGGAGCGUAGGAGUGCUGAGCCCAACCAUGCUGUGGCCGGUUUUGGAGCGCUGGAUUGUGGCCGGACUUCUCUGUUUGGUUGCCUCGGCUCAGUACUCAAGCGACCAGUGUAGCUGGAGGGGAAGCGGGCUGACCCAUGAGUCCCACUCCCGGGAUGUGGAGCAGGUCUACCUCCGUUGCUCCCAGGGCAGUCUGGAGUGGCUGUACCCCACCGGGGCUCUCAUCAUCAGCCUGCGGCCCAACACGGAGCCCUCGUCUGGGGCUUCCCACGGCCUCCACGCCUGCAUCAAGCCCCAGGCGGACUCCCGCGGUGCCCAUCUCUAUCUGGAGAGAGCCGGGCGGCUUCACCUGCUGAUGGCUGAGAAGGAGCAGACGGAGGGCCGGGUCCGCUGUUUUCCCCUGAGGAACGGGUCUCUGUUUGUCGAGGCGGUGGGACAGCAGGACAUCAGCAGGAGGAUCGCAGCCUUCCAGUACCAGCUGAUGACAGGUGCUGGGGCUCACCUCUACCCUCAGCCCAACACCUUUAACCCUCAAAUCAACACUGGUACAGACCCUUGUACACAGUGCUCAGACGACCAGGUCCUCAUGGCUGUAUGCACCAGCGACUUUGUGGGUCGGGGCAGUGUCUAUGCCACCGAUGCACCCCACUCAUCAGACAACUUCUCCAUCGCCGUGACGCUCAGCCGUCUGUUCCGUCAGAAGAGCAGAGUGUUCUCCUUGGGCGGAGCCAGAGGAAGGGGGUGGUCCGGGCGUCUGAACACGCCCCCUCAGUGCCGCACGCUGCCGGAGGAAGAGGAGUUUCUGUUCACAGGGGCAGUGCGGUUCGGAGAGGCGUGGCUUGGCUGCGCCACGCACUACCGUCACUUCCUGGAGCUGUACCGGACCGCCCUGGAGACAGGAAGCAAUCCCUGCCACAUAGACACAGACUGAUACCCGCCCCCUUCUGGAGACAACCAAUCAGGGAAUAGGAUCUGGGAACUCAGCACGUCCGGCACGUGGAGAGAGGGAGGACAGGUGCGCCGACUCAACCAUUGGUCGGGUUGACGGGACUCUGACAUAGAGGACUGGGGUCAUAAAGAGGUGGGCUUUUUGAUAUAUGACUGAGAGGGGAUUGGACAUGGCCCCAAACCGUGCUAGCCGAUUGGCUAAAGCUGUCUAGCAUCAAUGAAACUUUAACUGUGUUUGAACAGUUCUAAAUCCAAAUGACAUUUUAUAUUGUCUUAAGACCAUGCUGGCUUUAAAAAUGUAUGUGUGUGCGAGAGUGUGUGGGCAAGUUGGUGUGUAUGUAUGUGUGUGUGUGUCAGUGAGUGUGUGUGUACAUUUGUUGUGUGUAAAUAUGAUACUUGUUGAAAUUACAGUUUGCUUUAUGAAAAGCUUAAUGUACGUUCAGGAGGUUUUCUGACAGGAGUGUGCAGUCAGGAGGUUUUCUGACAGGAGUGUCCCCUGCAAGGCAGUGUGUAUGAAUUAGCGUGUGUAUUUGUUUGGUGGCUGUGAGUUAGCAUGUGUGUGUUUGUUGUGUAUGAGGUAGCGUGUGUGUGUGUGUGUGUGUAUGAGGUAGCGUGUGUGUGUGUGUGUGUGUUUGUUGUGUAUGAGUUUGCGUGUGUGGGUUUGAUUUUGGUGAUUUAGUGUGUGUCUGUGUGUGUAGUAGAAUGUGUUCUCCGUUGUGAGUUUGUGCUGUAAUUGUUCACACAUAAACGUGUGUGUGUGUGUGUCGCUGCAUGCUGCAUAUCAGGGUUGUUCUAUAUAAUAAAGUCUCUUUCCUGAAGACUUCAA
This is a messenger RNA of Esox lucius (northern pike), 2375 nucleotides long. RefSeq names its product meteorin-like protein. The record is from RefSeq and is a predicted model, not a curated record. Bases 459 to 1532 code for a protein of 357 amino acids. Gene Ontology annotation, biological process: energy homeostasis; positive regulation of brown fat cell differentiation. Gene Ontology annotation, molecular function: hormone activity. The transcript has 6 exons. NCBI's taxonomy places the organism in Eukaryota, Metazoa, Chordata, Actinopteri, Esociformes, Esocidae.